Molecule: messenger RNA, 2974 nt
Organism: Dryobates pubescens (Downy woodpecker)
Lineage: Eukaryota; Metazoa; Chordata; Aves; Piciformes; Picidae
Gene: SNX8
Product: sorting nexin 8
Exons: 11
Coding region: 43-1389 (448 amino acids)
Biological process (GO): retrograde transport, endosome to Golgi
Molecular function (GO): phosphatidylinositol binding
Source: RefSeq, a predicted model, not a curated record
UUGCGGAGGAAGGGGAGGGCGGCCGCCGGGCUCUGGCCUCACAUGACUGUUGCCGCGAUGGACGGCGAGCCGCCCGCAGGCACCGUGGGCGCCGGCACAGAUUUGGCAAAGCCUCCAGUAAAUGAACCGAGGGAACCGGAACAGUUUCUAAUGCAGGCACCCCAGGGAAAUCCACUGCUGCUUUCCCACACCCUCCAAGAGCUAUUGAGCAAGGAUAGUGUGCAGGUGGAGCUUAUACCUGAGAAGAAGGGCCUUUUUCUGAAACAUGUGGAAUACGAGGUUUCCAGCAAGCGGUUCAGAUGCUCAGUCUACAGGCGCUACAAUGAUUUUGUGGUGUUCCAUGAGAUGCUGCUUCAGAAGUUCCCAUAUCGAAUGGUGCCAGCACUUCCACCAAAGAGGAUGCUGGGAGCUGAUCGAGAAUUCAUAGAAUCCAGGAGGAGGGCACUGAAGCGCUUUAUAAACCUGGUGGCUCGACAUCCCCCCUUCUCAGAAGAUGUACUCUUGAAACUCUUUCUGUCCUUCAGUGGCUCAGAUGUACAGAAUAAGCUAAGGGAGUUGGUCCAGGGAGUAGGAGAUGAAUUUAUGACCUGCAGAUUAGCUACCCAGGCCAAGGACUUCCUUCCAGCUGACAUACAGGCCCAGUUUGCUGCCAGCAGGGAGCUCAUCAGGAAUAUUUAUAAUAGCUUUUAUAAGCUCCGGGACCGUGCAGAGAGGAUAGCUUCUCGAGCCAUUGAUAAUGCCUCAGAUCUUCUCAUAUUUGGAAAGGAGCUAAGUGCUCUGGGCUCCGACACUACACCGCUUCCUUCCUGGGCUGCUUUGAAUAACAGCACAUGGGGGACUCUGAAACAAGCCCUGAAGGGUCUGUCUGUUGAAUUUGCACUUCUGGCAGAUAAGGCUGUGCAGCAGGGUAAACAGGAAGAGAAUUAUGUGGUGGAGAAGUUGAACCUUUUCCUGGAUUUACUCCAGUCCUAUAAAGACCUGUGUGAAAGACAUGAGAAGGGGGUGUUGCACAAGCACCAGCGAGCAUUGCACAAGUACAGCAUGAUGAAGAAGCAGAUGAUGAGCGCCACCGUGCAGAACAAAGAACCAGAAUCGGUGGAGCAACUGGAGUCUCGGAUAGUGGAGCAAGAAAAUGCUAUCCUGACCAUGGAGCUGCGGAAUUACUUCUCUCUCUAUUGCCUGCAUCAGGAGACGCAGCUCAUCCACAUCUAUCUGCCUCUCACCUCUCACAUUUUGGGGGCCUUUGUCAACUCCCAGAUCCAGGGUCACAAAGAGAUGAGUAAAGUUUGGAACGAACUGAAGCCCAAGUUGAGCUGCCUCUUUGUGGGAUCUACUAAUAUGCCAACUCCACCAUUGUCACCUCCAGAGGGAAACUUCUUCUCCAAUUAAAGCUCUGAGAACCUAACAUGGAGCAAGAAGUGCAAUCAAGAAAGGGGUGGGACCUCUACCUCCAGAUGCUAGAAUGAAUCCUCCAAACAGCUAUUUUUUGUUGUUGUUUUUGUUUUGUUUUGUUUAUUUUGAUACCGCUGCUUUGAGCUGCUCUGAUUUAGACAGACUGGAUGUGGGGUAGGACAUGGAUGGAAAGACAAUCUCUUAAUUUGGAAAUGCUCUGGGGCAGAGCUGAUCUUCAUUAUCUUACAGACACUCUUCAUGGGGUCUGGGUGAGACCUGGUGCAUUUGCUGCCCAUUGUUGCUGAAGCCUCUGUACCUUGUACUAAGAGUUCUCCAGUCUUGUUUCUCUGCACGCAUGCCAACACCUCUCUGAAGUGCUGAGGUGAGCAGGACAUGUGAAGCAGUAGCUUGUCAGAGAGAUGAAUUGUCUUUUAAGCGCGGGGAGGGCCUGUGUUAGGGGCAUUCGUGUGUAAAGGAAGCUGAGCGCCUCCUCCCCCUCCCCCCCCAUCCUGUUGAUAGGUGUCUAGAUUUAAUUUCUUACUGUCAGACUUCAGCACAAAGUAGGUGAAUGAAGUAGUUGGAGUCCCUGACCCAGCUGGGAAGGGGUUAGUGCUGCUGUGUGACAGUCAUUUCUCAGUGAGGCUGGGCAGGCUGCAGUGUCAGCGUGUUCCAAUUCAUGGUUGCAGGGCAGCCUGGGGACUUGCUCAGAUUUUUUCAGUUUGGGGCCAAAGACAGCUGGGUUCAGGAACCCAGAGGAGUUUGCCUGACAUAAAUGAGAAAAUAAUUGAGUCCAACACUCCCUAAUGGUGAACCACUCGUAGUGUAUGAGCACAACAGCUACAGGUAGCUUGUUUAUUUUCUUCUGGAGUUUCUGACAUCCAUCUGUCGAGUAGCUGUUGAGGACUUUCGGAGAGCUACUGACCCAAAGGCUCAGUGUUUUCUUGGGUCUAAUAGCAGGUGGAAUAUCCUGUUCCACCAGCAUGCUGGGACACAGUGCUGAUAAAGUUCAUGAGCAAAAAAUCAGUAUUUAUCAGGAUGUUACUGUCGUUCUUCUUUCCUAGCUGUGAGUGGCAUUGGAGUGUGUUAGUGAAGGAGAGAAGACAAUUAAGUGAGAGCUCUCUCUCUCUAAAAAUAGCACAGUCCUUGGUAAUGGGGUUUUCCAAAUGAUUUCUGCUUGUGAUAAAGGGACUAAACAUUUUCCAUCUAUCUCCAGUGACUUUCCCUCAUGAGGCAAAGCUCAAGUGUCCUGUUACUGUAGGGGAAAUUGUGCACAUCCUCCAGGGAAACUGUAACUGAGGAGACUGCAAAGGGACACAGCAAACCUACGUGAACAGGACUCUGCUGAUCCUGACUUCUCUGGGACCAAACAAAUGCCAAAGGGGAAUUUGAGAUUUGGCUUCUUAGCAUUUUCUUUGAGUGGGUAAAAAGGAAGCACACUAAACAAGGAUGAAUGCUCACUGGCAAACUGGAGCUGUUAACAGUAUUUUUCCUGUUGGGGAACUUCCCCCAUUAGCAGGAAAUGUAUUUAAAUCCUCCAAUCACAAAAGCUUUUUAUCUUUCUUUUCAUAUUUUUUUGGGUUUG